This is a messenger RNA of Camponotus floridanus (Florida carpenter ant), 1552 nucleotides long. RefSeq names its product vacuolar protein sorting-associated protein 4A (gene Vps4). Lineage: Eukaryota; Metazoa; Arthropoda; Insecta; Hymenoptera; Formicidae. The record is from RefSeq and is a predicted model, not a curated record. Gene Ontology annotation, biological process: endosomal transport; vacuole organization. The coding region runs from base 36 to 1358 and encodes 440 amino acids. The transcript has 6 exons. Gene Ontology annotation, molecular function: ATP binding; ATP hydrolysis activity.
CCUACUUCAUGACUUAUGCCUUAUAGAAAGUUAACAUGGCUUCGGCGAUAUUGCAGAAAGCCAUUGAUCUUGUGACAAAGGCUACAGAAGAGGAUCGUAAUAAAAACUAUGAGGAGGCUCUUAGAUUAUAUGAGCAUGGUGUCGAAUAUUUUUUGCAUUCAAUCAAAUAUGAGACACACGGAGAUAAAGUAAAAGAAAGUAUAAGAGCAAAAUGUAUGCAAUAUCUAGAAAGAGCAGAAAAAUUAAAAGCUUAUUUGAAGAAGAGUAAGAAAAAGCCAAUUAAAGCUGGAGAAGACAAUACCAAGAAUGAAGAUAAAAAAAGUGACAGUGGUGACAGUGAUACCGAUAGUGACCCUGAAAAGAAAAAAUUGCAGAGCAAGUUAGAAGGUGUUAUAAUAAACGAAAACACAAAUGUUAAAUGGAGUGAUGUGAUUGGUCUUGAUGGAGCCAUAGAAGCUUUAAAAGAAGCUGUUAUUCUACCAAUGCAUUUUCCUUAUCUCUUUACUGGAAGACGCAUACCUUGGAAGGGCAUUCUACUAUUUGGACCACCAGGUACUGGUAAAUCAUAUUUGGCAAAAGCAGUGGCAACAGAAGCUAACCAAGCUACUUUCUUUUCUGCAUCAUCAUCAGAUUUAGUGAGCAAAUGGUUAGGAGAAUCUGAGAAACUUGUAAAAAAUUUGUUCGAAUUAGCACGGCAAAAGGAACGUAGUAUUAUAUUUAUUGACGAGAUAGAUUCUUUGUGCUCAUCACGUUCAGACAAUGAGUCAGAAUCUGCAAGGAGGAUAAAAACAGAAUUUCUUGUUCAGAUGCAAGGUGUAGGAAACAAUAAUGAGAAUAUACUUGUACUGGGAGCCACCAACAUACCUUGGGUUUUGGAUUCUGCAAUCAGACGAAGAUUUGAAAAGAGGAUUUACAUUCCCUUGCCUGAGAAACAAGCGCGCGCUGCAAUGUUUAAACUCCACUUGGGUAAUACAUCGCAUUGUUUGACAGAAGAAGAUUAUAAGAAAUUGGCAGCAUCUACUGAAGGCUAUUCAGGAGCCGAUAUAAGCAUCAUUGUACGGGAUGCUUUAAUGCAACCAAUCCGGCAAGUACAAACGGCUACACAUUUUAAGCGCGUUACAGGACCGUCACCGAAGGAUCCUUCUAUUAUUGUCAAUGAUUUACUUACUCCAUGUUCUCCUGGCGAUCCAGCUGCUAUAGAAAUGAAUUGGAUGGAAAUAGAUGGUGACAAAUUGUUUGAGCCACCAGUUACUAUGAAAGAUAUGUUAAAAUCACUAGCAACGACCCGUCCUACCGUGAAUGAAGAAGACUUGACAAAGUUAGAAAAAUUUAAAGAAGAUUUUGGUCAAGAAGGUUGAGAAAUAUCUUUGAGCUUUUUCAUAAUUAAGUAAACAGAUUUAUAAUUCAAUUUAAAAAUUUUUAGUUAUCCACCUUAAUCUUCUUAUAACAACAUUCGACUUAAAUGUCUAUAUAAAUAUACUCGAAAAUGAGUUUUUUUUCUCUCCUCUUAUUUCUCUUUUUAAGCGCAAAAUAAAUGCAACCUGGUAUUGUA